Messenger RNA from Soboliphyme baturini, 258 nucleotides. Lineage: Eukaryota; Metazoa; Nematoda; Enoplea; Dioctophymatida; Soboliphymatidae. The record is from the annotation of a GenBank genome assembly.
CGUUUAUUAAAGAAUUUUUAUUGUAUUGGUAGAACGUUCAGUGCAAGUAACAGAAAAUAUGUUCUAGCACUUGUGAUCAAGCGACGAGGGAACAUAAUUAUUUUGGUAGGUAUCGUUGAAAGACGAAUCAGCAGCGCGAAGAUGCUGUGGUUGAUCGGCUUUACCGAAGAGCUGUUCAGCCUCAUAUUCAAACAGCCCGUGAAGAUGGAGCUGCAGACGAUUGAAAAUAAAGAGGAAAUCGUCUACAAAUACAUUUAG